This is a messenger RNA of Drosophila ananassae, 992 nucleotides long. RefSeq names its product myotubularin-related protein DDB_G0290005. Lineage: Eukaryota; Metazoa; Arthropoda; Insecta; Diptera; Drosophilidae. The record is from RefSeq and is a predicted model, not a curated record. Bases 58 to 855 code for a protein of 265 amino acids. The transcript has 2 exons.
UAUAAGAACGUGGCUCUUCUAUCCGGCGGCAAGCACUGCCCAAAUAACCCUCCAACGAUGCAGAUCCAUCCGAGGUACUCCAUCCUCCUGCUGGGCCUCCUUUUUCUGGCACUUUUUUCGAGCUCUGAGGCUCGUAGAAGCGGAUAUCGGUUGCCGAGGCCGCAAGGACGCAGUGCUUCUGGCAGCUCGCCAGCAGCCCCCCAGGAUGUGGGCAGCGGCAGGGAUCUGUUCAAGAAGUUCAUGCUGAUGCGAGGCAUGUUCCAGCAACCGCCCAGCGACAAUGUCAUCGUCAUCUCGCAGCCCUCAACGACGACCACAACGACAACUACCCCGAUUACGACGACAACACCGUCGACCACAACCACCACGACGACCACCAAUGGCACUACUCGUGCCCUAAACCACAAUCUUGGCCGGCAACUGAACGAGAUUGCAGUGCCGACGUUCACGGGACUCGAGGAUCGUCUGGAUCUGCCGGUGGCUGUUGAGGAAUCGCCGGAACCCGAAGAGAUAGAGACUGUCAAGCAUCGAAAACAAUCACAAAUCCAACUGCAGCCCCUGUUCGGGCAGAAGAAGUUCAAGCUGCGGAGUCUGCCGGCCAAGAACAAGAAGAAAAAUGUUCAUCGCAACCAGAAGAUACAUCACCGACGUCGCUUCAUUCAGAAGAAGCAUCGCCAUCAACAUCAAAAGAAACAGAAGACGAAGCAGCCAUCCGCAAAUCAGCAUCGCAGCUCCGAAUCGGUUGUGGACUUCAUUGAGCCGUAUCACAACGAGAGGUCCCCCGGCCAGACAAGUCAGUCCGGUUCAGAGUCUCAACUCCAACGCAUCUGGCGGCGAUUCCAGCUGGCCAACUAAGCUGGCAGCUGAGCUUUAUAUUUUUAAUUGAAACAUUUUUUUUCUAUUUUUUUUUUAAGUGUAUUGAGGCCCAAGCCAAAGUGCAGGGGAUGGAAAUUAUUUAUUUAUUUAUUGCAUAACCAUGUAGUAUUUUUUUU